Messenger RNA from Capsicum annuum, 1420 nucleotides. RefSeq names its product cinnamoyl-CoA reductase 1. Gene Ontology annotation, molecular function: oxidoreductase activity, acting on the CH-OH group of donors, NAD or NADP as acceptor. The transcript has 5 exons. Bases 183 to 1184 code for a protein of 333 amino acids. The record is from RefSeq and is a predicted model, not a curated record. Lineage: Eukaryota; Viridiplantae; Streptophyta; Magnoliopsida; Solanales; Solanaceae.
CAUAAAUUUGAGAAAACUCUCCGGCAGGUAGGUAAGUUGGUGAAUAUGGCUUUGGCUUUGAAUAUGGCUUUGGCUUUUCCAACUCCUAUAUAAACUCUUCCUCUUUCCCGGUAACUUGAAAUCACUCACUCCUUUCUUAUUCCUCUUAUAAUAAUUCCCUGAAUCUGGCAAUAAAAGUAAGUAUGCCAUCAGAAUCCGGCAAAGUUGUUUGUGUUACCGGCGCCGGAGGUUUCAUUGCGUCUUGGCUUGUUAAACUCCUUCUACAAAAAGGUUACACUGUUAGAGGAACCGUUAGGAAUCCUGCUGAUCCCAAAAAUAGUCACAUGAGGGAACUUGAAGGUGCAAAGGAAAGAUUGACUCUGUGUAGAGCUGAUCUUCUGGACUGCCAGAGUUUGAGAGAAGCAAUCUAUGGAUGUGAUGGAGUUUUCCACACCGCUUGCCCUGUCACUGAUGAUCCAGAACAAAUGCUGGAGCCAGCAAUAAUUGGGACCAAGAAUGUGAUAAUAGUAGCUGCAGAAGCCAAAGUUCGGAGGGUUGUAUUUACUUCAUCAAUUUGUACGGUGUACAUGAACCCCAACAGGGCUCCUGAUAAAGUUGUGGACGAGACUUGUUGGAGUGAUCUUGAUUUUUGCAAGAAUACCAAGAAUUGGUAUUGCUAUGGGAAAAUGGUGGCGGAAAAAACAGCGUGGAAUGAGGCAAGAAAAAAAGAAGUGAAUUUGAUCGUUAUCAAUCCAGUGUUGGUGCUUGGACCACUGCUCCAAUCAACAGUGAAUGCAAGUGUUCUUCACAUACUAAAGUACCUAACUGGAUCUGCUAAAACAUAUGCCAAUUUAACUCAGGCAUAUGUUCAUGUUAAGGAUGUGGCACUAGCCCACAUAAUUGUCUACGAGACUCCUUCUGCAUCUGGACGCUAUAUCUGUGCUGAGAGCGUACUUCAUCGCGGUGAACUAGUCGAAAUUCUCGCUAAAUUAUUUCCUGAGUAUCCUAUCCCCAUCAAGUGCUCAGAUAACAUGAGGCCAAGGUCAAAACCGUACAAAUUCACGAAUCAAAAGCUAAAGGACUUGGGGUUGGAAUUUACACCUGUGAAACAAUGCUUAUACGAGACAGUGAAGAGUCUGCAGGAGAAGGGUCACCUACCACUUCAGAAAAGUAUUCAGGAUUUUAAGUGGAUAAGUGCAUUAUAAAUUAAUACUUCAAGAGUGGGGUUUACACAUCCACAUUUAAAUAUUUUUAGAAAAAUAUAACAAUACUAUAUAUGAUAUCGAAGGAAAGCAUGAGUUUACAUAAACCUAUUGACCCCACCUAGAUACGCCCCUGCAUUUCCUACUCAAUAAGAUGAAUCUAUUCGAAUAAUCACAAUUACUUAAUUAACCUGCCCUGCUCUUAAUUAAAUAAUGGAAGAAAAAAAAGUUGUUUGUCA